UAGACAUAGAUUUGCGCAUUUUAUUUUAUUUUGCUUGGGUUUGGUUCAUUUCCCCAUGGCAAACACGGAACAGGGAAAUCAAACCUCCUUCACAGAGUUCAUCCUCCUGGGAUUUGGGUCUAUCCCCAAACUGCAGACUCUUCCCUUCCUGCUGCUCCUUGGGAUUUACAUUGUGACCAUGGCUGGGAACAUCCUCAUAAUUGCUCUAGUUGUGGCUGAUCAACACCUUCACACCCCCAUGUACUUCUUCCUGGGGAAUUUGUCCUGCCUGGAGACCUGCUACAGCUCCACCAUCCUGCCCAGAGUUCUGGCCAGUCUCCUGACUGGGGACAAAACCAUUUCCAUUGGUGGCUGCAUCACACAAUGUUACUUUGUUGGUUUCUUUGCAGCCACUGAGAGUUAUCUCCUAGCAGCGAUGUCUUAUGACCGAUAUCUAGCAAUAUGUAAACCACUGAAUUAUGCAGCCCUUAUGAAUGGCAGUUUCUGCCUCCAGCUAGCAGCUGGGUCUUGGGUAAGUGGGUUAUUGGCUAGUUCCAUAGUAACAGGUAUGUUAUUACAAUUAACUUUCUGCGGUCCCAAUGAAAUUGAUCAUUUUUUCUGUGAAGUUACACAAAUAAUAAAUCACUGCUGCAGUGAUAUCUACCAGUUGCAACUUGUACUUACCAUUAUGUCUGCUUUAUUCACAUUGCCCCCAUUUGCUUUAACUGUGAUGUCCUAUGUUUGUAUCAUCUCCACUAUCCUGCGAAUCCCUUCCACCACUGGAAGGCAAAAAGCCUUUUCCACCUGCUCCUCUCACCUCAUUGUGGUGACAAUUUUCUAUGGGACCCUGAUCAUUGUGUAUCUGCUACCAAAAAACAAUACACUCAGAGACCUCAACAAAGUGUUCUCUGUCUGCUACACAAUUCUGACUCCUCUGGCCAAUCCCUUCAUAUACAGCCUGAGAAAUACAGAGGUGAAAGAGGCACAGAGAAAAUGUUUCAGUGAAUGUGUAGAUUUUAGAGGACUUCAGAAUUGCUACUGUAGUUUUUGCAAGACAAAACAAUAAUGAGUGCAGCUGAUUUACAGUU
Mauremys reevesii (Reeves's turtle) is the source of this 1067-nucleotide messenger RNA. RefSeq names its product olfactory receptor 10A7-like. The record is from RefSeq and is a predicted model, not a curated record. Gene Ontology annotation, molecular function: G protein-coupled receptor activity; olfactory receptor activity. Bases 56 to 1045 code for a protein of 329 amino acids. Gene Ontology annotation, cellular component: membrane. The transcript is spliced from 2 exons. Gene Ontology annotation, biological process: G protein-coupled receptor signaling pathway. NCBI's taxonomy places the organism in Eukaryota, Metazoa, Chordata, Testudines, Geoemydidae.